CGGGAAAUGACGCUCUGAACUGCAAGAUGAUCUGGGAGAAACAUGAGAAUAAAGCAUCGCUUUUCCAGAAUGAUGUUAGACCCGCAUGUGUCUUAUCAGUGUGUGUGUGUGUGUGACAGAAAGCGGAAUGCAACGGAUCAUCAGUCCACUAUAUAUUUCUGAUAGCUCUCCAAGUCUCAACACGCAAAGCUGUCUGCAGCGAUACCACCCCGAAGGCUUCUUCAGCUCCUGUGAGGAUCGUUUCGUGUCCUCUGCACCUUGAAUUGACACGUCGUGUCUGUCUCGUUUAAACCUUUCUCACAAUGGCAGAGCAACAGGUCGCUAGCAUCAUAGUGGAUAGCAUUCACAAUGCUGAUGUGAAGGUGGUAUUCGGAAUCCCCGGUGCAAAGGUGGACUCGAUCUUCGACACUCUUUCGGAUCACCCGGAAAUCAAGUUGGUAGUAUGCCGCCAUGAACAGAACGCAGCAUUCAUGGCGGCAGCAGUGGGUCGUAUCACAGGCACACCUGGUGUCUGCAUUGCCACCUCGGGGCCUGGUGCCGGAAACCUGACGACAGGGUUGGUGACAGCGACAAGUGAAGGUGACCCUGUCGUUGCCAUCAUCGGCUCAGUGCCUAGACUCCUCAGCACGAAGCACACACAUCAAUCUAUGAAGGCUUUGGACAUUUUACGACCAACCGCGAAGAGUGCGACCAAUAUUGAUGUCGAAGACCAGGCAGCUGAAGUGAUACUGGCAGCCUUUCGCACAGCCAACAGUAAUCCCAGAGGAAGUGCCGUCAUUUCAAUACCGAUGGAUGUCGCCGCAGGCAAAUCAAAGAUCAAGGCAUUUCAAUCGUCAGCGUUCAAACCACCACUUUAUGGUCCUGCCCCAAUCGAGCGCAUUCGGGAGGUAGCGAGCAGGAUUAGCAAUGCCAAACUACCGGUACUGUUCCUUGGUCAGAGAGCUUCGAGCCCAGUGGUCAUCGCAGCAGUCCGCGAAUUUUUGGUUAAACAUCCCAUUGCAGUGGUUGAGACGUUCCAGGCUGCUGGUGCGAUCCCUCAGGAUCUGGCUGAUAAGGUCUUCUUCGGCCGUGUCGGUCUCUUCCGCAAUCAGACCGGUGAUCGUUUGCUCGCCAAGUCAGACUUGAUCAUCACGCUAGGCUAUGAUCCCUUCGAGUACGAUGCUCAGGCUUGGAAUCCUGACGGAAAGCUCACGAUUGUGCACAUUGAUUACACUUCAUGUGAUUACGGCGCAUAUUACAACCCUGAAACAGAGCUUCUCGGCUCCGUCCGUGAGAACAUCAUGGCUUUAGGAAAAGAGAUCUCGCAAGUCGCGGACCCAACCAAGGACCCAUUCUGUCAGACACUUAGCAAAGAGCUGAGGGCUUGGCAGGACCACCUCAACAGUGCACAGGGCGAUGGUUUGGUCAAUCCCUUACAGUUUAUCAGUGCCCUCCAGCAACGACUGUCACAUGACACCACUGUCACUGUGGAUGUGGGCACGGUAUACAUAUACAUGAUGCGCUAUUUCUUCGCGUAUCAGCCCCGAAAAUUGCUUUGUUCGAAUGGUCAGCAAACACUGGGUGUUGGCAUGCCGUGGGCGAUUGCUGCCUCACUGGUGCAAGAACCACCUUGUUCGAGAAAGGUCGUCUCCUUGAGUGGCGAUGGCGGUUUCAUGUUCUCGUCACAGGAGCUAUCGACAGCAGUUCAACAGCAAUGCGACAUCACGCACUUCAUUUGGAACGAUGAAGCUUACAACAUGGUCGAGUUCCAGGAAGAGAUGAAGUAUGGACGGUCUAGCGGUAUCCACCUGGGAGGUAUCGACUUUGUCAAGUUCGCAGAGAGCUUCGGCGCAAAAGGCUUCCGGAUUGAAAAUUGCUCGCAGAUUGAGCAAGUUAUGGACCAGGCGCUUGCACAUAAGGGAGUAUCACUCGUGGACGUCCGCAUCGAUUACUCGAAUGUCAAGGAAUUGGCCGACCACCUCAUCAAGGACAGUGUUGGCUAGGCACUCGCCGAUGGAUCACAGGCAGCUAGGAAAUGAUUUCACGAGAUUAUCCAAGGCACCCAGUCAUCGAUUGAUGCGUGGACCACUCGGUAGAUAGAUAUAUAAUGAUCCAAUGCUUUAAAUUUCUGUCGUG
Dissoconium aciculare CBS 342.82 is the source of this 2115-nucleotide messenger RNA. Its product is annotated as acetolactate synthase. The record is from RefSeq and is a predicted model, not a curated record. Gene Ontology annotation, biological process: butanediol metabolic process; L-valine biosynthetic process. Bases 303 to 1982 code for a protein of 559 amino acids. Lineage: Eukaryota; Fungi; Ascomycota; Dothideomycetes; Mycosphaerellales; Dissoconiaceae. The transcript has a single exon. Gene Ontology annotation, molecular function: thiamine pyrophosphate binding; magnesium ion binding; acetolactate synthase activity. Gene Ontology annotation, cellular component: acetolactate synthase complex.